CGGUGUAUCGACGGUGCCAGUUAGCCCGUGGGGUAGCUUCGGGGUGGAUCCAGCCGAAAGUACGGCGAGUGGGGCGCGUCAGGACGCGGGGGACGUUCGCGCGAGCGACGGUGCGUCCUCGACUUCCGCUUAAGCCCGUUCGAAUACGCUGAAAUCGAACUCGUCCGCGACGCGUCUCCGAUCGACGCGUACGCGACUCGCGUAAAUUCGCGCGACCUCUCCUCCCGUUCUUUGCGCGUUCGAGAUUUUUAAUCGAAUUCAGGAUCCGUGCUCGCGAGUGCGAUGAGAGACGAGAACGUUGCCGGAGGACGCGUCCGGGAUGGCGUUACAGGGCGAAAGGCCCGCGAACACAGAGGCUGAUAUCCGGAAAAUGGGGGAGAAUAAGAAACAUCCGUGAAAUGGAAAAUCUCGUGUUUUGACCUCAGCAAACGUUCGAACGUUCCCGGAAGUGGCUCAAUAAUUUCAACGAUGAAUCGAGAAAACGAAGAACAGCGACCAGUCUCUCAAACUGUUUGCGGGGUGUUGCAAAAGGAACCGAAUUGCAAGUGUUUGGUACUUUCUGUGUUAAUAUACGGAUGCCUUGCCGCAGUGACGUGGUGUAGAUGCGCGAAUGUCACCAAGGUUGUAAUAAACUUUUCGAGGUAUCCGAUUAGAAGUACGAGACACGUGUCUCCCUGCGACGAUGGUUACAUUUACAUUCCCGUGGCGUUCAUGGGAAUGCUGUAUCUGGUUUACCUGGUGGAGUGUUAUCAUUCCCCUAUCAGAAUCGAUCUGUUGCACGCGGAGAGUCAGGAUAGCGUGUUAUCGAAGCUGUUGCAGCUGAAGACCGCCCAGCCAACGAUUUGGUGGAAGGCAGUCUCUUACCACUAUGUCCGUAGAAAACGACAAAUUACCCGGUACAGAAACGGAGACAAUUACACUACGACGCAGGUGUACUACGAGAGAAUAAACACUCACGCCGCUACGUCCUUCUACUAUUACGACUUCUGCGGCUUGAAAGACAUCAGCAAAGAGUUGAUUCUGGAUCCGAAAGUGCCAAUCACGAAAAUCAAUCUCAGCAAAGGUUUCGCGUUCUCUAACAUGAGAUCAGCGACAGAAUUCGAGGAGGCUAGGUCGCGGUUCUUCGCAGAACAAGAGCUGAGGGACGACUAUAUGGAGAUGAGGGAAGGCCUCGAUCUCGGAUACAAUCCUAAUCCUACGACCUUGGUGGCUGUCCUUGGAAACCCAUGGUUCACGAAUCGCUAUGUGUAUUGGUGCUUUAGCGUUCUGUUGCUCAGCUGGCUUCUGAGGGUGAUCAUAGAGUACAAAACGCAAUAUGCGGACUAUCAGAUCACAAAGUUAUUCGGUAUAAACUACGACACGCCAAGCGGAAGCGAGCCGAUACACGCGUCCAUGAGCCAACAAACGAUCAGCCAACCUGGUUCGUACAUGCUGGCACCGAGUUACAGCGAGGCUCUCCUGAUGGACCCGGUGCCGGAUCAAAGGCCAGUCGAGUCCCAAGAGGCGAGCAUAAUGGAAAUGGUGCCAAGUUACUCGGAAGCGUUGCUCUAUCAGCGAGCUGAGCAAGGCUGCUCAACAAACGAGGAUGUAAACUUAAACAGCGAGGAUCUCGGUUGUCAAUACUUAACGUUGCGCGAAUGUUCGUGCUCCUGCCACGCCGUAGCCUCCACUUCCGACGCGAGGACGCCGGAAGAAGGUAGACAAGAUGGACAACCCGAAGACGCAGCCAGACAGCCGCUGAUCGAGACGACGAUCGACGUCUAUCCGCCGUCUUGCGCAUCCGUCAGCCAAACGGAGGCUGGAAAAUGCGGAAGUUGCGGGAAGUUCUUGGUCGAGGCGCAACUGGAGAACGAAUCUACCAGAGUGGAUCCUGGUACCAGUUCGUUGGAGACGACUCGAAGCGUCAGAAGAGGAAUCAUCCCGCGGGACAUGUCCGAGCCAAACCUGAGAUGUCGAUCGGAGUUGGUGGUGGACGAUACGCGGUUCCUUCGAUUGAACGGGCAAAGUUUGUGGAACAUUUUGGAGAACGAUCAGGAGGAGGAGCUCGGUAGCGACGACAGGAUACUAGACACGAGUCAGAACAAGUUCAGUGCUCCCACGUCGCGAGAGAAGUUUAGGUUCUCUCUCUGCUCGCUCGACGAGGCGAACUCUCGGUCCAGAGAGAUCGUGGACGUGAGCAAAGGCGCGAUACCCAAAAGAACGGUGGGCAGAAGCAGAGUCAUAGCGAAUCCAAUGUCGACAGAGACUUGCACGCUGCCAGACUCGAAGACCUACUUCUGUCUGAAGUCGAUUCUCAAGCAGAACAAGCGGAGGUACACGCUGAUCACUGCUCGAGAGCUUCAGAGCAUCUCCAAUCAAGAGGAGGGGUAUCUGGAGGAUUGCCGAAUCGCUCGAUCGUCGUACCACGAAGGUUGCUCCCCUGUUUACCCAUCUACGAGCAACGCUGGAGGGAAGUGCAACUUGUUCUCGCGAUCGAGAGAGAGCUUGGACAGCGUGCUGGGUAAAAGGAAGAAGCAGUUGCUGGAAUGUUUGUCCAUAGACAAGAACGAAGAUGCUCCAGCGUGCUCGAAGCGCGACAAUAACAGAAUGUUGAUAUUCGCGAGUCCCAUUCAAGAAGUCUGCCCCGGGGAUCCCUUCGGGGGCAAAGACGUGAUCCGCACGAGACAGGAAGUGGAUUCAACCCCCACGGAGGAGUCACCGAGUCACACGAUGCUCACUCAACUUGGACGAUCGUUGGCUUGCGACCGGAAGUCGUCGCGACGUAGAUUCCAAGAGUCUCGCAGGCAAUGUUACUCCGACACUCCUCAUCCCGCCUCCUUCUCCUGUCCACCAGACCGUCAACAUCCCUAUCCGUACGCGUUCUCAGCGUCCACGGACGCCGUGGACGGUAUAGACUUUAACAAAACGCAAACGACGAGUCGCGUCUACCAACAUGCAACCUCUUUUCCACCGUACGAGGGUUCGAUCGCUGUUCGUAACGAGAAAUACCCCGAUCCGCCGAUCGACGAUCGGAUUUCCGCGGAAAACGUUCCGAAAUCGCCCAACAGAGAACUGACUCGCUCGUUGACCGAAAGACGAACGAAACCAGUACGAAACGAGCCCGGUCUACGUCGGAGCUUCACCGGCAGAGUCGAGGAUUACAGAACGGAGAACAGCAAAUGGCCAAAUCUGAAUAUGGAGACGUCGUUAUAACGAAGGGACGCUCACGAACGGAGUCUAACGUAAUUGUAAAUAUCCGUCCUCACGAUUUUCACGGUUCAAGAUUCUGUAUAUACGGCGUAAAUACGAUUCACUAGCAUCGAGCCGGGCUAUUGCCCCGCUGAACGUGCCGCCUUUGCUUAAUUCGACGGUAGAUCGUUGGUUAGAUCGAGUCACCCGUUACCCGGACAGAAUGAGUACGGAGCGCCUGAAACGCUAAUCGAUGUUGUCAAUGGAAAUUACCGAGCGCUCCUAGAACGAAGAACAAUGAUAGAAAAUAGCCAAAAUGUGAAUUCGUCCGGCACCUAAAAUAUUGGUAUAAUUCUACGUGUUUUAGGAUAUUGUAAAAGCACAAUUUUAUAUCCGGCAAAUGAUGAGAAAGUCAUGAAAAAAAUGGACUGCAAGAUAUAAAAUUGUGCUUUUAUCUUCAUCAAUAUUUUAGGUGUCGAGCGAAUCCAGAUUUUAACCAUUUACUACCAUUGUCCUUUAAUCUCUAGAGGGAACCUGGGACGAGUUUCGUUCGAUCGCAAAUGCAAUUUCGCGCGUGCAAUUGAUUCGGCGUCAAUUAUACGCACACCGUAUAUAGCAUGUAAGCUUCACACACCAGUGAAGGGUUUCGAGACGAAAUUCGAAAAAGAAAAUGUACCACGGCGUACUAUUUUUAACGUUAAAAUCAAUU
Molecule: messenger RNA, 3877 nt
Organism: Colletes gigas
Lineage: Eukaryota; Metazoa; Arthropoda; Insecta; Hymenoptera; Colletidae
Exons: 9
Coding region: 469-3192 (907 amino acids)
Source: RefSeq, a predicted model, not a curated record